CAAAAUAAGAAUUUAUAAAAGUCAUUUCUAAAAGUUAUUCUCGUUACAAAUAACAAUAUUGAAAACCUUUUUGUGAUAUAAAUAUCGUGUUUAAUUUACCAAUAAUUACUCUUAAGCUUAGUAAUCAUUUCAGAGCGGUCACAGUGUUACAUCCAGACUCUAAAAUAAUUUAUCACUCAAUAUGAUGGACUGUGUAGAAGAAACUAACAAUGAUCCCCUCACUGCACCAAUAUCUUCUCCAUCAUCAGGAGAUUCUUCAAUGGAUAAAAAGAAACCCAGUGAAAAUGUGUCCUUAGCUGAUAACAGUUUGCUGGUGGAUAUAUCAGAUGCACUCAGUGAAAAGGAGAAAGUAAAAUUUACUGUACAUACCAAAACAACCCUACCUGAGUUUCAAAAGUCAGAAUUCUUAGUGGUACGCCAGCAUGAGGAAUUUGUAUGGCUCCACGACAGAUAUGAGGAGAAUGAAGAAUAUGCUGGGUAUAUUAUCCCACCAGCACCGCCAAGGCCUGAUUUUGAUGCUUCUCGUGAAAAACUGCAGCGUCUUGGAGAAGGAGAAGGUGCUCUAACAAGAGAAGAAUUCCUAAAGAUGAAAGAAGAGCUGGAGGAUGAAUACUUGGCCACAUUCAAGAAAACAGUGGCAAUGCACGAGGUGUUCCUACAGCGUCUGGCGGCGCAUCCAGUCUUCCGUAAGGAUGCCCAUCUUCGGGUAUUUCUGGAAUAUGAGCAAGAUCUGUGCGCAAAACCGCGGGGCAAGAUGGAUCUUAUCGGAGGGCUUGUCCGGUCAAUGACGACAACGACGGAUGAAAUAUACCUUGGUGCGACUGUUCGUGAUGUCAACGAUUUCUUUGAACAAGAGACUGCUUUUCUACAAGAGUAUUAUUCACAUCUCAAAGAGGCUGUGGCCAGGGUGGAUCGGAUGACAGCAAAACACAAGGAGGUAGCAGAUGCUCAUAUAAAGCUAUCAUCUUGUAUCACACAAUUGGCGACUCGAGAACAGCCUCCCUCCGAGAGAUUCCUAACACGCGCCGCUGACACGUUUGACAAGUGCCGGAAAAUUGAAGGUCGUAUGGCAUCAGACCAGGAUCUCAAGUUGGCUGAUACACUCCGAUACUAUAUGAGGGACACCCAUGCCGCUAAAGCAGUGCUUGUUAGACGUCUUAGGUGUCUUGCAGCUUACGAAGCUGCUAAUAGGAAUCUCGAACGCGCCAGAGCUAAGAAUAAAGACGUUCACGCCGCGGAACAAGCUCAAUCCGAAGCCUGCGCCAAGUUUGAGCAGCUCUCAGCGCGUGCUAGGGAAGAACUCAUCGACUUUAGGACCAGACGUGUUGGGGCUUUUAAAAAGAGCCUUGUAGAACUAGCUGAACUGGAGAUCAAGCAUGCUAGAGCACAGCAGGAACUAUUCAGGAAAUCACUGCAAAUGUUAAAGGAGUGUCAAUAAAUAGAAAUAAGGAUAAUGUGCAAUUUUUGUUAAUUAUAUAAAUGUUUCUAAGGGAGAAAUAUGUAUUCGCAUUGUAUGUAGUUUAUUUACGUGAAAAUAUUUUAUUAUUUCUCAUAUAAACGCAGGUUUAUCAAUUACAUAUUUUAAACGAUAUUCUUGUUCCUAGAUAUGAUUUUGCUGCAGGAAAAGACUAUAUAUUAUAAACUUUAUUGUGAUGGCAUGAACUCACAUGAUCAUGUGGUUUCUCAGUAUUGUCUAUGGCCGAACCAGGCUCUUACGUUUGGUAUUAUUUGCAAAUUCCCAAUAAAUUUAUGAAUAAACUGCGUUUUAAACUUAAAUUAUUAUUGAGUUAAGCGGAUAACUGGUGUAUGUCUGGAUCACAAUAUUUGAAUCCAGUAUGAUAUGGAACACAACAAUAUCACACUAAUUAAUCAUAAUUUUGAAACUACCCGCAAAAAUUGCAACUUUAGCGGGUAGAUCAAUACUAGAAUAAAUAUUGUGAGCAAGUUUUUUUUAUACGUAAACUUUGUAAACAUAUUGGACCCGAUUUCUGAAAUCGCUUAGGGGACGGGGGAUGCGGAACGGGUCAGAUAAGCUUGUGACACUAUCUCUCUCUUAUGUAUUAGUAACAUUCCGCUAUUUAUUUAAGGAUUUCUUUAAUAAAGUACUGAUGGUUCUAUAAUUUUUCUAUACGCUUUAAGCUUUUAAAGAAUGCUGUUUGUUACAUGCAGGACUGGGCCGUAUCAAAAUUCAUCAAAAAUGACUCUUCUCCGUCUUUGACUUUACUAAGUGCGCCCAUUUUUGUAACAGUAUUAAAAGUCAUUUUGAAAUUAAAAUGUGUUUUAAAUGUCUAUAUUGUAUUUUUUUGAAUUACUUAGUAAUUUAAAUUGUUUUUGGCCAAAUUUAAACUAUUGUUAGUUAUUUUGAAUGUAAGAAAUAUACGAAUUAUACUUGUAAA
Molecule: messenger RNA, 2396 nt
Organism: Pieris rapae (cabbage white)
Lineage: Eukaryota; Metazoa; Arthropoda; Insecta; Lepidoptera; Pieridae
Gene: Snx6
Product: sorting nexin-32
Exons: 11
Coding region: 182-1438 (418 amino acids)
Biological process (GO): phagosome-lysosome fusion involved in apoptotic cell clearance
Molecular function (GO): phosphatidylinositol binding
Source: RefSeq, a predicted model, not a curated record